Molecule: messenger RNA, 1623 nt
Organism: Rotaria sordida
Lineage: Eukaryota; Metazoa; Rotifera; Eurotatoria; Philodinida; Philodinidae
Source: the annotation of a GenBank genome assembly
AUGUUGAACGUAGUUACUCGUAAUAAUAGACCUUUAUAUCGACUUUCGAAUCUUUCAUAUCAUACAUCAUCUAUAUUGAAUUCUUCAUCUCAAACAUCAACACAUGAUCAUUCACAUUUUGGUUUUUAUCGACAAGUUGAAUUAUUUUAUGAUCGUGCUGCAAAAAUUCUUGAAGAUAAAUUAGUUGAUGAUAUGAAAGUAGCGAAAUUAUCUGAUGAUUUAAAACAUAAAAAAGUUCAAGGAAUAUUAAAAAUUAUUAAACCAUGUAAUCAUGUACUUGAAAUACGUUUUCCUAUACGAAGAGAUAAUGGAGAAUUAUUUAUGAUUGAAGCAUAUCGUGCACAACAUUCACAACAUCGUAUACCAUGUAAAGGUGGUAUACGUUAUUCAUUAGAUGUUAAUUUAGAUGAAGUUAAAGCAUUAGCAGCUUUAAUGACAUACAAAUGUGCUUGUGUUGAUGUACCAUUUGGUGGUGGAAAAGCUGGUGUUAGGAUUAAUCCAAAAGAUUGGUCGGAAGCGGAAUUAGAACGUAUAACUCGACGAUUAACAGUUGAAUUAGCUAAAAAAGGUUUUAUUGGACCUGGUAUUGAUGUACCAGCACCAGAUAUGGGUACUGGUGAACGUGAAAUGGCAUGGAUUGCUGAUACUUAUGCAUCAACAGUUGGUUGGGAAGAUAUUCAUGCUAAUGGUUGUGUUACUGGUAAACCAAUUCUUGUUGGUGGUAUUCAUGGACGAACAUCAGCUACUGGCCGUGGUUUAUAUCAUGGUUUAGAUAAUUUUGUUAAUGAAGCUUCAUUUAUGGGCAUGGUUGGCCUUUUACCUGGUCUUGCUGGUAAAACGUUUAUUUUACAAGGCUUUGGUAAUGUUGGUCUUCAUUCAAUGCGUUAUUUGACAAGACAUGGUGCAAGAUGUAUUGGUGUACUUGAAUGGGAUGGAGCUAUUGUUAAUCCGGAUGGAAUUGAUCCAAAAGCACUUGAAAAUCAUAAAAUUGAACAUGGAACAAUAAUAGGUUUUCCAGGUGCUAAACCAUAUGCAAAAGAACCAAAAGAAGACUUACUUUGUGAACCAUGCGAUAUUCUUGUACCGGCAGCUAGUGAAAGACAAAUAACUUCAGAAAAUGCUCAUCGUAUUCAAGCUCGAAUUAUUGCUGAAGGUGCAAAUGGUCCAACAACACCAGAAGCUGAUGCUGUUCUAUUAAAGAAUAAUGUUCUUGUUAUUCCCGAUUUAUAUAUCAAUGCUGGCGGUGUAACAGUAUCUUAUUUUGAAUGGUUAAAAAAUCUCAGUCAUGUUAGUUAUGGUCGAUUAACAUUUAAAUAUCAACGUGAUACAAAUUAUUCAUUACUAGAAUCAGUCCAAAGUUCAUUAGAAGCCAAAUUUGGACGUAUGGGUGGAAAAAUCCCAAUCAAACCAAGUGAUGAAUUUUUAAAACGUAUGGCUGGUGCAUCAGAAAAAGAUAUAGUACACUCAGGUCUUGAACAAACUAUGGAAAAAGCAGCACGUGCAAUAAUGCAAACAGCAAUACGUUAUGAUCUUGGUCUUGAUAUUCGCACAGCAGCAUAUGUAAAUGCUAUUGAAAAAAUUUAUAAAGUUUAUGUUAGUGCUGGUAUUACAUUUGGAUCAUAG